AAUCCUCCUAAAACCGGUGAUGUCCAUCCGAAAAUAAAAGAACAGAAAGAAAAAAACUCUUCUUAUUUACUUUCUUUUGUCUCAAAAAACCAAAUCCUUCUUCUUUUAAGAUUUUAAAGAUGAUGCCUACCAAGCUUGGAGCUGAAUUUGACUCUGAUUAUUCCUUCUCAUCUGAAAGUUCAUGUAUGAGCAGCAAAUCGUCAUCGUCAUCGUCGUCAUCCUCAUCAUGUUACCAGAAAGAAAAUAUUAGCAACGAGGCAGGAAGAGAGCUGGCGAGGAAAGUAAAGAAGCUAAGAUCAUUCAAGCUUGCAAGAUUGCCAAGCUUGAAGCGCAUCACAAGACAAGCCAAAAUUCAAUAUGAUGAUGUUUCUGUCCUGUCUAUUGACGCAGCAAGCUCACAACAUUCAGGCAUGUCACCAAAUUAUAUGAGGACCACCACUUCUUCAAAUGCAAAGAGAGAGAAUUUGCAGGCAAGUCCCCCACCCCCUUUUUUUCCAUUAAAAAAAGAAGUUUCGGUAGCAGUGUUUCAAGUAAUUGAAAUGUUAAAUAUAGUAAGCCAAAUUAUUGCCUUUUCCAUGCAGAAAUCAGCAAGAACUUUGGCAAGACGAUCUAGUUUUAAGCCGGCAAAGAGUUUGACAAGGUUGUCUAGUAUAAAAUUCAGGAGACCUUCGAUAAGGAAAUCUUCUGGAGGAACUGACCUGAAGAAAAAAAUGAGGAGGUCAAGAUCAAUGAAGCUUGCCGACAGAUCUUCCAUUGUUUUUGCAAGUGAUGCGGAUGCAUCGGUGGAUUAUUUGGAGGCAAAAAACUGUUCUGAUGGGAGGAAUGUUCAUUUUCAGGCAAGUCCCCAUCUUGAAUCUACUUUGAUUAGCAACAACGAGGAUAGGAAAAAAUCAAGUAAUUCAAAGCAGAAUUUAGCUUCUUCUGGUAACUACUCUAUGAGAGUUCUGACAAGACCUUCCACAUUGAGACCUGUAAGGAUCUUCACAAAAGUGGCGAGCUUCAGAACAAAGCGUUCUCAAAUUCCAGACUCAAGCAUCCAAAAAACCACCUGUUCUUCGGCCAUCAAAGACUCCAAGUUUCCAAAUCAUCUUGAGCUGCAACCAGGAGGAAGUGAAUCUGAAGGAAAUUCGAUCUUGAAGGUUUGUCCAUACAGUUACUGCUCACUUCAUGACAAUCGCCGUUCUGAUGUACCUCCGCUUAAACGCUUUGUAUCAAUGAGGCGACGUCUGUUAAAGACCCAAAAAAGCAUGAAAUCAGAAAGUCGAUCCUCUCGAAGAGCGAAGCAUUCUGGUAUUUCAAAGAAGGGAACACAGACAAGUCAAUCGGCAUCUUGUGGAGACUUGGCAGUUCUAGAAACAGCCCAUGACAAGAUGGCCGUCUCAUCGUCCAUUGGCAGAAAAGCUGGGCCAAGAGCAGAGUCAAAGAGUGCUCACGGAGGAGAUGAAAAAGAUUACAGAAAUGUAAUAAGUGUCACUGAGAACCAAACUCUUCCAGAAGAAGCUGAUGAAGGUAGAAUUGCUAGUUUGAACUUGAAUGCAUUUAAAGGUGAUUCACAAUUGAACACUGCAAAGGAAAAUGAUUCAACAAGUGUAGCUGAUGAACGAGUCAAUAAACCCAGUAGCCUAAGCCUGAAUAGAUUCGUGGAGUCCACAGAAAUUGACAAUAUGGUCUCUUCUGCUUCCAUUGGUAAGCCAUCGCAAGAGGAAACAGCAUCCUGUGAAGAAAAGAACCAAGAUGCUGUGCAAGAUUAUAGGUUCCUUGGUGCAGAUUCUGAGCAUGAUUAUACUGUGGAUACAGGCCACAAAAAUCCAUGGGAGAAACAGAAGCCCAUGGGAUUGUGGAACCUAAUAUAUCAGCAUAUGGCAUCAGGUGUUGCUGCAGAAGAUGGAACCCGACCACAUCUUAAUAAAGAAGCCAACGAAGAGGAAGAAGAAGAGAAUACAUUGCCUGGCAUGAGCAAAUCUGGUUCUUUUCAGGAUUUUUCUAGUACAGAUCACAGCAUUGGUGAGGAAGAUCAUGAUGAACGCAGCCGGAAGAUUCAGCAAUACCAAUGUGAUGCCAUUAAGUUGGUGCAAGAAGCAUUUGAUAGAAUACUCUCAGAAAUUCCAGACCAGCCAACUGAUGAUCUAUCAGUUAUUAGUGACGCAACUUCAGACAAGAAGAUUGCAGAAAACGAUCAUGGUGAAGACAGACAAUUGAACAUCUCAACUUCCUAUGAUUCAGGUGGAGACAGCAUGGUGCAGGAACCAGAAGAAACGAGGCUCCAAGCUGAUAAUGCCUUCCAAAAUGAGAAGGCAGAAUCAAGUGUGGAAAGCAAGUCUAACCAGCAAACGCCCAAGAGCUGGAGUAAUCUGAGAAAAAUACUCAUCCUCAAGAGAUUCAUCAAGGCAUUGGAAAAGGUGAGGAACUUCAGUCCACGGAAGCCAGGGAAUCUAAAUGUAGAGGCUGACCCAGAAGCAGAGAAAGUUCAUCUGCGUCAUCAAACCAUGGGAGAGAGAAAAAAUUCUGAGGAAUGGAUGCUUGAUCAUGCACUUCAACAGGUUAUUUCUACACUAGCCCCAGCUCAAAAGAGAAAGGUAACUCUGCUUGUACAAGCAUUUGAGACAGUCACCCUGCCCGCAGAAGUUGGUACUUCGCCAAGGUCCAACAUAGAAGCUUCUUCUCAUACAACUCCAGUUAAAACCAGCACCGGUGCCUCUGACUGCAAAGGAUCUAGAGAAGGAAAAGAAACUGUAUUUGGAAUCAGUCUUCGCAAGACAUCAAGCCUUGAAACAAGCUUCAAACAGAAUCAAGACCAACCCAGUGACUUCUACAAAGUGGAUGAGCACAUUCGAGGUUCUUGUUCUGAGGUGAAAGAAACAAGUUUAAAAAACGGUUGCAUUCAUCUAGCAUCGAGUCCUUCGUCUUCAAAGAACACUGCUGCAGAGUUGAAGAAUGAAUUUGUUGCUUUCAAUCUUGGUAAUGGUGAAACUAAUUCCACUGUUAAAGAUGAUGAGCCUGAUUUUGUCAGACACUGUUUGGUGGAGGAUACAGAUUCCAAAUUAUGUGACAAUCCAUUGCCAAAGUCAGCUGAUGUUCUACCAACUUCUAGUGAGGAACUUGUGAUAAAUGGGGAAACCCUCCAAGAGGAUGCCAAAGAAGCAAGUGCAGUUUCUGCCUCAGAGGUACAUGAUCGUGAUUUUGGAUUAAACGGCCAAAAGUCAGACAUCAAUAACAAAAACAACGGAACUUGUGAUGAAUCAGAUGAACCCAAAAGCCAAACCCUAAAAGAUUAUGAGGGUUCCAUUGCAAAUACCGAUGUAGUUUCUUCAUCUUCAGUUUCUGUGCCACUAAAGGAAUCAUCUGAAGUUGCUGGAGAAGAUAAUAAGCUCCUCCAAGGAUCCACCCUGCUUGACGAUUCAGAACCAGGUUGCACAACUGACGCUGCACAUGAAAAGCAGAAACAUAUGAAGUUCUGGUUCUUGAUAUAUAAGCAUAUGGUAUCAGGCAAUGCGACAUUACUUGAGGGAGCAGAUAACAAAGAACAAGGGGAUGGUGGCAUCAAAUUGGUUGAAAUGAACACACUGGAUAAUGAUGAUGCGGGUAACCAAAAGAUUAAACUCCAGCAGAUUGAAGCCAUUAGACUGGUAGAAGAAGCAAUUGAUCAAAUCCCUAUUCCAGAAUUUCAAGAAGACUCGACAGAUGAUCAAUCAGUUGCCUGCGACAUAAUUCAAGACCAGGACCAGGAGCACGCAGAAAAGAAAGCUGGGGAAGGGGAGGAACAUUUCAUCUCAUCUUCCUCUGAGGGCACCAAUGAAAGCUUUGGAAAAUCUGACAGCACAAAAGUAGAGGAGAGCACCACACUGUAUCAACAAGAACAGCAGCUCAGUUCUGAUAACAUCAGUGCACAAGAAAAGGCAAAACCAAUGCCACAAGCAGGAAACAAGCCAAAGCUGGCUAUGCAAAACUGGAGCAAUCUGAAAAAGGUGAUCCUCCUCAAGAGAUUCGUUAAGGCAUUGGAAAAGGUGAAAAAAUUCAAUCCAAGGGAGCCACGAUUUCUGCCCUUGGACCCUGCAAGUGAAGCUGAAAAGGUUCAUUUAAGGCACCAAGACACGGAUGGUAGGAAAAAUGCUGAUGAAUGGAUGCUUGAUUAUACACUUCAACAGGUUGUUGCUAAACUGACUCCGGCUCGGAAAAGAAAAGUGUCAUUGCUUGUAGAAGCCUUUGAGGCAGUCACCCCUAUUGGAAGUUGAAAAGGACAUGAUACAGCAGCCCUUUGAGUUAUUCUGUAAGAUGAAACACAGCCCUUGUGUUUCCUUUCUGUUGCCCGCAUACAGCAGCCACUUGAUUUCUUUUAUUGAAAACAAAAAUUGAAGUCAUCACGAGUUUACAUCUCAAUGUUUCAAAAAACAUGCAGGUAAGAUAACAAGAAGCUGUUAGCCGAUAAUUAUUCACUUUGUAGCAUCAGCGAUUCAGGUUAAAUUAUCACACAGGAGAAACCUCAGUGGAUUUAUCAUGCAUACAAGUGAUAGCAUUCUAGCAAUACGUGAAAGCCAUGAAUUCAGUGAAGAUAGUAAAGGAGCAUGGACUACUAUCAUUAUUGUACUUCUAAAGCCUUAUGAAUGUUUCUUGUGGAGACUGAUUAAGAGUUUUGUGACCAAUGAUGUAUCUUGUAUGGUGUACUUACAGGAUUCCUUCUUUGUCGAUGAGUCAAAAAUAAAAUAUAAUAUAUCGAAUUUUGACCAUAAUGAAUUAUUGAAAGCAAACUUGAUUAUAUUUUUUUUUGGGAGCUUUAAUGGCAAGAUUCUCUUCAAACUCGGCCAAACCAGUAGCCAGAAUAGGAUCUGCUAAAUCAUUAGAAGCAAAAGGUUGAACAUUACUGUCAUCCUUUUCCGGACAACUAUUACUGUGAUACAUGAUGAGUAAACUACUCCAUAAAAAAAAAAAAAAAUAGUGAGUAAAUAGUAAAUCAAUAUGUAAUUAGAUGCCUGAUGAACAGGACAGGCAAGUUAAUCCAAAUGGGUACCCGGAAGUAUCUCCAUGAGCAGCCAACCAAGGCUCAACCAUGGAAGCACCACAGCUGUAAAAAAUAUGGCUUUGAGCACCCAAUCUUCCACAAGCAUCCAGAUUAGAUUGUUUUGCAAACCAAUUCAAAACCUUGAACCCAUCCAUCUUCAAAAGCCCCCGGAUACAUGGUCUCUGGUGCCAAACUAUACCCAACAGCCAUUACAAUAACAUCACACAAUUUAACUAUUCUCUGAUAUAAGGUAUCGUUUCCUACCGAUUCAUUGCUUCACAAACCCACCACCGUGAAACUGCAGCAUCACAAGCAACUUCUGGUCCGGGAGGGUGGGCGGUUUGGGGGUGUAGGCAAUGCAGAGGUGACAGAAGUGUCGGGAAGGAAAGCGGAGGGAAAGAGAAGUUAAGGGGUCGACAUAGAUGUCUUUGGUAGCGACACUGUCAGUAAAAGAAGGGUUUGCUAGCGGGGAUGGAUUCAUGGGGCGGAGACUUUACACCAAAGGGUUAGGUUGCCGAAUGAGAGAAGAUCGGGAAGGGAUUGUAGAGUUUCACUAUUAAGCUUGGCAUUUUUUUUCCAGAGAUUAUCCUUUUUUCACGCCUUUACAAGCAAACUGAUUGAUUGUUGACUGUUGUGGGGGUGAUUAUCCUACAGUGUAAACUGUAAAGCCAAAGGAAACUCUUACUUUUCAUAGCUGAAUUUUAUAGUUACUAUCGUCCAAGACUUCUAGACAAUUGAGAGGCCACCAUGCUUGUGCAAAGGUUGUUAGCUAACCAAAUAUCAUGGUCAAACUACCCCCGAAUCCUGAUUGCAAAGUAAGACUUAUAGGAGCCUGCGAUCCCCGUCAACGCAGGACACAAACAUCAGGGUUCCACUCACUCAUCUCCUGUAAAAAAAUUGCAUUUGUAGACAGAUAAUAGAGUAGCAUCUACAGGGCGGCAUAAGAAAGCUCUUUCGGCAGAGUUGCUGGAGUUGAAGGGAAAGAAAUGAACUCCAGAUCACAUUUCAAGCCUGCAGAUAGGAGUAGAAAUUUUUUGCCAAUCUGCUCAUUCUGCAGAACCAGCAAUCGCAAAAGCAGAGAUAAAACUUCCGCAGCAAUUAUUUAACUUGGAUGGUAUCAAGAACCUCAAGGAUACUCGGCAGGUCCGUAAGUUUUCCAUCGUCCUCGUUGUCCAUUGAUCUGUGCUCGGUUCAACAUAUCCCACGUACUGGUGCAUAGAAUGCGUUCAACGGCUGGUGCUUAUUCCAUAACGAGAUUUGUCUUAAUUGAUGAUUUCAUGCUCGAUCAAAACUCACUCUACGUGAGAAAUCUAGAUUGUGAAACAUCCAUUAUAAGCUAAAAACAACCAAACAAAGAACAUUCCUUUAACUAAACCACAGAAUGACAAAUUACACAUUAUGACAGAAAAUUGCAGGGAUUGAACCAGCAUGAACCAUGAAAAGGUUUGAGGCAACUCCAAAACUGAAGUUAUCUACAGAAAACGGCCUCUCAUUUCUGUAAUAGAUGAGCUUAGAAUGUAGCCAGGGCAUGCAAGGUAAACAAGCUCCAAUUCUUUUGCUGCGUCUGGAAAUCUCCUGUAGAGCUUCCUCAACCUCAUGCCCUUAAACCAUUCAUCGAGCUGAAAAAGAAACAAAAAGAGAAUGAUGCCUGCACCUAGGAAGUAAAAACACCAAAAAUAUCUAUAAGAAUAACAUGCAUCUCUGUGCCAGUAUCAUAUCAAAUUUGAGUCAACCACCCCCCUUACUCCAUGCAACAGCCUUCUCACACAAAAUCCCCAUGUUCAUAUCCUUCCAAAGAUGUACAAAAUGGGAAACACGAAUAAAAUUCAGACAUGUUAAAUAUGAGAAAACACGGCCACAAAAUUUAACAAGAACAAUUUCAUGAACUGCCAAGGAGAACAAUAACAAUUUAUUAAACACACGGUAGAGAAUAAAGCAAAAUUGUACAGCCAAAAAAAAAUCCAAUACAAGACCUCAGUUUUGGAAAUUGCUUCUGCUUAAACUACAUGAAAACAUUACAAAAACUACAAACAGUACUUCAGAUGCCGUAGAGUUAACAAAAGCAGUCAUUUAGGAACUACUACCUUAAAAUAAAAUGUUGAGGACUUUCUUGUCUAAUCU
This is a messenger RNA of Populus euphratica (Euphrates poplar), 7117 nucleotides long. RefSeq lists its product as uncharacterized. The transcript is spliced from 2 exons. Gene Ontology annotation, molecular function: calmodulin binding. The coding region runs from base 120 to 4232 and encodes 1370 amino acids. The record is from RefSeq and is a predicted model, not a curated record. Lineage: Eukaryota; Viridiplantae; Streptophyta; Magnoliopsida; Malpighiales; Salicaceae.